CUUAAACUGUGGACACAUUUACUUUUAAUAACGUCAUUUCUUAUAACCUAUACUGAGUCUGCGCGGUGCGCGGCGCCGUUUCCCCAUGACGUAAUUUGACGUUUCUUGUCAGAAUCCAGGAAGUGAGUCGCUGGCUGUUGUUUGUGUUCGUUGGUCGCUAAUCGCCUCUGUUUUCUGACUCUACAUAUCACCUUACGGGCCGAAAUGGCGACGUUUAUUUCAGUCCCGUUAAAAAAGUCCUCCGAGGUGGAUCUGGCGAAGCCGCUGUCGAAGUUUGUCACAGCCUCUUACUCAGCGGGAGAGGAGCAGGCGGAGUACAUCCGCGCCGUGGAGGAGUUGAACAAGCUCCGCAGGAACGCGCUGGGAAGGCCGCUGGACAAACACGAGAGCUCCCUGGAGAUCCUGCUCAGAUACUAUGACCAGCUGUGUGCAGUGGAGCCUAAGUUUCCCUUCUCUGAAAACCAGCUCUGCUUAACCUUCACAUGGAAGGAUGCCUUUGAUAAAGGAUCCCUGUUUGGUGGCUCAGUCAAACUUGCUUUAGCUAGUCUGGGCUACGAGAAGACGUGCGUGUUGUUCAACGCAGCAGCGCUGGCCAGUCAGAUCGCCUCCGAGCAGAACCUGGACAACGAUGAAGGACUGAAGGCUGCAGCCAAAUACUAUCAGCUGGCUAGCGGGGCAUUCAGUCACAUCAAGGACACGGUGCUGUCAGCUCUGAACAGGGAGCCCACCAUGGACAUCUCCCCUGAGACCGUGGGCACCCUGAGCCUCAUCAUGCUGGCUCAGGCUCAGGAGGUGUUCUUCCUCAAAGCCACAUCAGAUAAAAUGAAAGAUGCUGUCAUCGCAAAGUUGGCCAAUCAGGCUGCAGAUUUCUACGGCGAUGCCUUCAAGCAGUGCCAAUACAAAGACAACCUCCCCAAGUAUUUUUAUUUUCAGGAAGUGCUGCCGGUGCUGGCGGCUAAGCACUGCAUCAUGCAAGCGAACGCCGAGCUGCACCAGAGCGUCCUGGCCAAGCAGAAGAAACGCUUUGGGGAAGAGAUCGCUCGCCUGCAGCAUGCAACUGAGCUGGUGAAGACGGUGGCGUCCCGCUAUGAUGAAUAUGUGAGUGUAAAAGACCUGAGUGACAAGAUCAACCGAGCUCUUACUGCCGCCAAAAAGGACAACGACUUUAUCUACCACGACCGCGUGCCUGAGGUGAAGGAUCUGGAGCACAUCGGCAAGGCAGCCUUGGUCAAAGCGACGGCCAUCACGCCUCCACUGAGCCAGAAAUUCACAGACUUGUUUGAGAAGAUGGUUCCCAUGGCCGUGCAGCAGUCCAUGAGCAUUUACAACCAGAGGAAGGCUGACACCGUCAACGGGCAGGUGGGAACGAUGAGGGAGGCGACUAAUCUCUGCAACGGGGUUUUGGCAUCCCUGAACCUGCCUGCCGCUCUUGAGGAUCUGUCUGGAGACUCUAUCCCACAAUCCAUCGCUGAGAAGGCGCGAUCCAUUGUUCAGCAGGGAGGCCUGCAGAGCAUCGAGCAGCUAAUCAAAGACCUGCCUGAGCUCCUGACCCGCAACAGAGAGAUCCUGGACGAGUCCCUGAAGAUGCUGGACGAUGAAGAGACGACAGACAACGAGCUGAGAACCAAGUUCAACCAGCGCUGGAACAGAACCCCCUCUGGAGACCUCUACAAGCCUCUCCGUGCCGAGGGAGCUAACUUCCGCAAUGUCCUGGACAAAGCCAUACAGGCUGACCAGGUUGUGAAGGACCGCUAUAACACCCACUGUGACAUGAUCGCCCUGCUGUGUAAACCAGAGAAUGAGCUCAACGCCGCCAUCCCCUCUGCCAACCCCACCAAGACCCUGCAGGGCAGCGAGGUCGUGAACGUGCUGCGCUCUCAGCUCGCCCAGCUGGACGAGAUAAAGAAGGAGAGGGAGACCAUGGAGGGAGAGAUCAAGGCGGUGACCUUUGACAUGUCCGCCACCUUCCUGACCGCGCUUGCUCAAGACGGAGCCAUCAACGAGGAGCAGCUGUCUGUGUCACAGCUCGACCAGCUGUACAGUUGCUACAACCAGAGAGUGCAGGCCAGCCUCCGCUUGCAGGAGGAGCUGCUGGGACAAGUUCAGACGGCUCACCAGGAGUUCAGUUGUCUGAAGCAGUCCAACACAGAGGCCAACCAGAGAGAGGAGGUCCUGAAGAAGCUGGCCUCGGCUCACGACAGCUACGUGGAGAUCAGCAACAACCUGCGUGAAGGCACCAAGUUUUACAACGACCUGACAGAAAUCCUGCUGAAGUUCCAGAACAAAUGCAGCGACAUCGUUUUUGCUCGAAAGACAGAACGGGAUGAACUAUUAAAGGAGCUGCAGCAGAGCAUCGCCCGAGAGCCCAGCGCUCCAUCCUUCAAUGUCCCCGCCUAUCAGAGCACCCCAGCUGCCCCCGCUGCCGCUGCCACCGGCCCGACCCCUGCACCCAGGACUGUCUUUCCUACCACCCCACAGCAGCCCCCGGCCAAGCCCAACCCCCCUGCCAGGCCUCCUCCACCUACUUUCACGCCUCAGGCAGCGUCCACCACCACUCCCACCAACACACCGCCCGCAGGGACUCCCGCAGGAAACCCACCACCUAUGGCUCCACCAACUCAGGCGCAGGGACCACCUUACCCCACCUAUCAGGGCUACCCAGGAUACUACCAGAUGCCCAUGGGCUACAACCCCUACGCUGCCUACGGCCAGUACAACAUGCCCAACAUGCCCUACAUGCCCUACCAGGCCACUCCAGGACAAGGAGGAUACCCAGGAGCCCCUCCGGCAGGAGGCUACCCCGGCUACCCCCAGCAGCCCCCACAGCAGCAGCCGUACUACCCUCAGCAAUAACUCUGCUCUCCAUCCUCUCAUCUCUUUCCUCACCUGAUAACACCAAAUAAAAAAUCCCCCCCAGCAAUAACACUUCAGCUCCUUUCAGCCCCCUCCUCUCUCAUUUUUGGUUUUCUGUCACUAACUUUAGAAACCCAAGCGUAGGGUAACGUCGGAGCUGCUUUGCACUUCUCUCCAUCUUUUCUCUCCUGGAUCUUGUUUUCUUGUUUUCUGAUGGCACUUUCUCACACUAUCUGAACGUUCAUCAAUGCACUAACUCCUCCUUCGUUGUUGGGUUGUUUUUUUUCUGCUGGUUUAAUGUAAAACCUAACUGGUUUCUGUUGAUAACUGACUCUUUGUCUGUGCUGCACUGCUGUACAACACUCAUGGAGGCGCACAGAAUCCGAGGAUGUUUCCUGGUCGGGGUGUUUGUGUCGGGUGGGCGGAUGGUUGAGGUCACAGCCACAUUCUCACUACUCACACCCACUCAGUCACCCCCUAGUGCUUCUGUAUCAACUAUAUUCCUAUUUUUGUAAUGAAUACUGCUGCCUCGCUGAUGUAUAAACCUCUAAAAACGAAUGGCCUGUAGGUUUUCUAAUGUAGAUGAAGACUGUUGAGAGUUUGGCUCUCUUUCUAUCUCUGUUUUUCUCUCAUCCAGGGAAUGUCGGUAUAUUUCUGUGUUACAAUCAGAGGCUGUAAAAGUGGGAGAACUGGUACAAUGAUAUAAAUAUAUGUAUAAAUAAGACUCUGUAUACGUGGUUAACCGAGACACUCUGUGUGCUGCACUCUCAUGCUCUUUGUGUUAUUUUUAUUCCUCAGCUCUAAUGUGAUUAAAAAAAAACAACUGCCAA
Messenger RNA from Cheilinus undulatus (humphead wrasse), 3683 nucleotides. It is a transcript of the gene pdcd6ip, whose product is annotated as programmed cell death 6 interacting protein. Gene Ontology annotation, cellular component: endosome. Gene Ontology annotation, molecular function: protein binding. Gene Ontology annotation, biological process: mitotic cytokinesis. Bases 205 to 2853 code for a protein of 882 amino acids. Lineage: Eukaryota; Metazoa; Chordata; Actinopteri; Labriformes; Labridae. The record is from RefSeq and is a predicted model, not a curated record. The transcript is spliced from 18 exons.